CCAUCAUCCACCUUCCUCGCACCAUGUCCACUCGCCACGCCCGUACUGCGGACAAGUCCGCCAACGACAAACACACCCGCAUCCUCAAGGCUCUCCUGCAGAAGCCUGACAACAAGUUCUGUGUUGACUGUCGCAAAAAAGAUCCUCGCUGGGCCAGCUUCAACCUCGGAUGCUUCAUGUGCAUCCGAUGCUCGGGCGUCCAUCGCUCCAUGGGAACGCACAUCAGCAAAGUAAAAUCCGUGGACUUGGACAGCUGGACAGUAGAGCAAGUGGAAAAUAUGAUCAAAUGGGGUAAUGAAAAGGCAAACAUGUACUGGGAGGCGCGCCUGCCAGAGAGCAGUAUCCCUAACGAAAAUACCUCUGGAAUUGAUCCUUGGAUCCGAACAAAGUAUGAGCACAAGCAGUUCGCCAGGAAGGGAUCACUCCCCGAUCCAUCCGAAUUGGGGCCCAUUGAUGAAGCGAUGCUCAUGCAGCUGUAUGGAAAGUCAGAGUCGAACUCCAGGCCCCAGGCACAGAUGAAUCGUUCAGCAGGAUCUUCUGGGUCAUUCGCAGCCCUUGCUCCUCCACCUGCCAACCCCGUUAGAUCCUCGACCCCCAAAAAGUCCACCUCGUCCUCAGGUCUCCAGGGCGCCGAUCUUUUUUCCAUUGGACAGAAACCUACCUCUACAAAGACCUCUCAAGCAUCCGCAGCUCCAGUCGACUUUUUUGGCCUGAAUGACCCUACACCAGCGUCGCCUCAGUCAAUGCAAUCACCUAAGCCUGCAGUGAACACUGCAGUCCAGGAUCUUUUCUUGAUGAAUGCACCUACAACAUCUCCAGCACCAUCCUCCAGCGGCAUACAGGCUCCAGCUGCGAAGGCGGCCAAUGCGGACUGGAAGAACUCUAUCAUGUCCUUGUACGGAAAUCAAUCUUCAGCACCCAAGCCCAGCACCGCCAGUGCAUUUGGAAUGGGUCAGCCUGCUGCGCCAUUUGGACAGUUACAAGGAAUGGAUGCAUUUGGAUUCGGACAAGCAUCAGUUCAGCAGCAACAGCAGCAACAACCGCAGCAGCACAAUCCAUGGGGCAAUGACGACGCAUUUGGCGCUAUGCAGCAGGCUUCAGCACCUACCUCGUCAUUCGAUAGCUUUGGUAUGACCUCCAACAAUAACAAUGGCUUUGGUGCCACUAACGGCGGUCAGAGCAACGGUGGCAGCAAUGGUGUUCCUCAAGGAGGCGAUUUCUUUAGUAUGAUCGCAGGCGCCGCACGAUCGCCCACUACAAGUUCACCACAGAGCAACAACAAGAAUAACGGGGCCUUUGGAGACCUCACUUGGAACUAAAGAGCUAUACCAUGGAGAGGCGGCAUGGCGGCGUUGGCCCGCGAGUGUAGAGCGUCUUGAUACUCCUAUUACUUCCAUAAUAAAGCGUAAUGUUCACUAAUCAUGCCUACAACUCUGCACCAAAGGAAAUAAAAUGGGCCACACGGCGUGCAUGAUGC
Gamsiella multidivaricata is the source of this 1477-nucleotide messenger RNA. RefSeq lists its product as uncharacterized. NCBI's taxonomy places the organism in Eukaryota, Fungi, Mortierellomycota, Mortierellomycetes, Mortierellales, Mortierellaceae. Gene Ontology annotation, biological process: endoplasmic reticulum to Golgi vesicle-mediated transport; intra-Golgi vesicle-mediated transport; endocytosis. Gene Ontology annotation, molecular function: GTPase activator activity; metal ion binding. Gene Ontology annotation, cellular component: Golgi apparatus. The record is from RefSeq and is a predicted model, not a curated record. The coding region runs from base 24 to 1319 and encodes 431 amino acids. The transcript has 7 exons.